AUCGAUGCCGUAGAUAACAAAUAUUAUUAACGAGAUCGAAAUCAGCAGAGCUACUCAGAUCUUCGAUACGGCUCAAAAAAUAUAAGCAUCAUGAAGACUUAAUCCCCAAAGCAGCUGGGCAUAAAUAACUGACCAGAUGUGAAACAAUAUACUGUAUAUGCAACUGGUCAUAUCAAGGCUGGGAAUUUGUGGACACUUAUAGUGUCGGCAUUCUUUUCACCGAACCUAUACCUGUGCUGAAAACGAAGAUUAAGAGGGAUUUUGUAGAGGAUUUCAGGAUUUUACCCAGAAAAUCAGUUUCCUGAUAUUUUACAUCAAUUCCUUGCUUGCGCGUGUGGAUCAAAAGAAGGAGUACAUAUAACAUAAAUUGAAGUCAUCUAUAAUGUAAAUCAUACAUUUUUUCUGGAUAUAACUUCGAUAACAUAAACGAGAAUUAAGGAAGAAAAUUCAAUUUUAAAAUGAUGCUGUCUACUUCUUAUAGGAAAAACCGGUUCAUUUUUUUAAGGUCUACCUUCAUGGUUUCGACUUUAGUAAUGUUCGUCGCUAUAGUAUUUUUAUAACUGCUCAGAACAAAUGCAGAUCGUUGAUUAUUUAGAUAGAAUAUGAAAUACAAAUUGAUUGGAUCCAUAGUAGCUUUCACUUUUCUCUCAAAUCUAAAAAUGGGGCUCUAAAGAUGUACCCAAAUUUUAUAAUGUUUAAUAAUUAUUUGAAAAUGCGCCUUCUUUAGGUAUUUUGAUAUAUUCAUUCAAUAUGUCUGAUUCUGACAAUAGAGUUAUACUCAAUGUCGGGGGCAUUCGCCACGAGACAUACAAAGCGACACUUAAAAAAAUCCCUGCCACUCGCUUGUCACGUCUUACAGAAGCUUUAGCUAACUAUGAUCCUGUACUUAAUGAAUACUUUUUCGAUAGGCAUCCUGGUGUCUUCGCCCAAAUCCUCAAUUAUUACCGUACUGGAAAACUACAUUAUCCAACUGACGUAUGUGGACCUUUGUUUGAAGAGGAAUUGGAAUUUUGGGGGCUCGACUCGAAUCAAGUCGAGCCCUGCUGUUGGAUGACCUAUACACAGCAUAGAGACACACAAGACGUACUUACUAUUUUAGACCGUUUAGACCUGGAUACAGAUAAACCUACAGAAGAGGACAUUAUGAAGAAAUUCGGAUUGGAGGACAGGUAUAAGGCUGGAGACCUCAAUUGUUGGCAAAGAGUUCAACCCAAGAUUUGGGCUCUCUUUGACGAGCCCUAUUCUUCUACAUCUGCAAAGGUUAUCUCCAUCGUCUCCGUUUUCUUCAUUGUUACUUCAAUAUUGUCCUUCUGCCUUAAGACGCAUCCAGAAAUACGAGUUCCAGUCUUGCGUAAUUCAACAAUGCAUCCAGAGUUUAACUCCACUUGGAAUUUGGAUAAACAGAAAACUCAACCUCAUGAAGCCUUUUUCUACAUCGAAUGCGCUUGCAAUGCGUGGUUCACAUUUGAGAUAAUUAUACGCCUGAUUGUUGCUCCAAAUAAAUUUUACUUCCUGAAGGCCCCAGUUAAUAUAAUUGAUAUUGUGGCCACUUUAUCAUUUUACCUAGACUUUUUGCUCACAAAACUCAAACAAGAGAGUGACAUCUUAGAGUUUUUCAGCAUCAUACGUAUCCUUCGUUUAUUCAAACUGACUCGGCACUCUGCCGGACUAAAAAUUCUCAUCCAUACGUUCAAAGCAAGUGCCAAGGAAUUAUCCCUUCUAAUCUUCUUUUUGGUACUUGGUAUUGUAAUUUUUGCUGCACUUAUAUUCUACGCUGAAAGGAUAGAAUAUAAUCCGACUAAUGACUUUCAUAGUAUCCCAGUUGGUCUUUGGUGGGCUAUUGUGACUAUGACCACAGUAGGCUAUGGGGACAUGGCCCCCAAGACGUAUGUAGGUAUGUUUGUGGGUGCAUUAUGUGCCCUCGCAGGUGUGUUGACGAUAGCUCUGCCGGUACCUGUCAUAGUGAGCAACUUUGCGCUCUUCUAUUCACACACACAGGCCCGAUCGAAACUGCCGAAAAAACGAAGAAGAGUUUUGCCCGUGGAAGCACCAAGACCUAAAGGCCCCAAAGGACCAGGCGUCCCAGGAGGUGUAGGCCCAGCAAAUAGAAGAAUGAAUGCCAUAAAACAUAACCAUCCACCAGGUUCGCUGGAUGCUAAGAUGGCACGAAUAGCCCAAGGUGGAGCACUUCAGGAAAUGAUACCCUUUCGUAGCUUAAAUACCUAUGGAUAUUUACUAGGCAGGACUACAGAGGAAGCAAUCCCAUUGGUGAUGUUAAACCACACUGAAAAUGAUGACACUUUGCCUCCUUGUAAUCCACAAAGCGUCUUAGGAUUAUCCUAUGUUGAUCGUAAUAAAUUCCCUGAUUCCCCGGCAGCUACAACUGCCCUUUCUAGUCUCAUAAUGACACCUCAUGCUCCACUGGUAGGGAACUCGACCCCUAAUACACCCCAUACCACAACCGCUCCUGUGACAACAACAUGUGCAGAUUCAACAAACGUUCCCACUGGUAAAAGAGCCAGUUGUGGUGGUGUCCUGGACGGAUCAGUAGUGGAAAUUGCUCGUACACCAUCUCCAGGUGAAAAGAACAAUCUGACACAAAGAUCAACAACAUCCCGGCAAAACUCCCCGCCUGCAUCCCCUCCGACAGGAAACAACCUAACGGCGGUAAAUACCUAAAUCACUGCUUUUAAGACCUUCAAAAUACUGAUAGAGGCUUAUUGGCAUAAUACUGAAAUGAAAAGAAAACUAAAUGAAAAAAAAAAACAAAAUAUGUGACACACAUACAUUCAAACACAAAUCUACUCAAUGCAAAGAAAAGUAAUGUGUACAUGAGCCAAUCAACUGUUAAACAACCAUCUUACUGUACAAGAGCAACAAC
Octopus sinensis (East Asian common octopus) is the source of this 2881-nucleotide messenger RNA. Its product is annotated as potassium voltage-gated channel protein Shaw. The record is from RefSeq and is a predicted model, not a curated record. NCBI's taxonomy places the organism in Eukaryota, Metazoa, Mollusca, Cephalopoda, Octopoda, Octopodidae. The coding region runs from base 751 to 2679 and encodes 642 amino acids. Gene Ontology annotation, molecular function: protein binding; delayed rectifier potassium channel activity. The transcript has 11 exons. Gene Ontology annotation, biological process: potassium ion transmembrane transport; protein homooligomerization. Gene Ontology annotation, cellular component: neuronal cell body membrane; axon; voltage-gated potassium channel complex.